Messenger RNA from Camellia sinensis, 1512 nucleotides. RefSeq names its product plastoglobulin-1, chloroplastic. NCBI's taxonomy places the organism in Eukaryota, Viridiplantae, Streptophyta, Magnoliopsida, Ericales, Theaceae. The record is from RefSeq and is a predicted model, not a curated record.
GUCCCAUGACAGUCGUCCGUACCUCAAAGCUACUGUGUGUAACAAAUUAACAACACACGCGUCCCAUGACAGUCGUCCGUACCUCAAAACCUCCACCUCCACAAUCUGAACAACGCAAAAAUGGCGUUCCUUCUCUCAUCCCCUCCUCCACCUCCUUCUCUCCUCCCGAAAAACCCUAACCCUACUCGCCUCCUCCGCCCCAUCAAUCCCCAUUCUCUCUCUUUCUAUCUCCUCCCCAAAACCACCACCACCGCCCGCUUCUCUGUUCCCGACCCUCUCUCCGGCGAAUCCCUCACCUCCGACACCCUCUACAACUUCUCCGUCGACGAGUGGGGCGAUAUAUCCGAGCCGGAAUCCGAGCCGCAGACGAAGUUGUCCGACGCCGAUCCGCCCCAAAAUGAAGACGAGUGGGGCGGAGCCGCGGUUGGGGCUCAAGCCGGGGUCGUGGACGAGUGGGGAGAGAGAGCCGAGCCGGACGCCGAGCCGCUGACGAAGUUGUCGGAGUCUGAUCCGCCGAAGGAUGAGGAUGAGUGGGGAAGUGAAGAAGAUUAUGUUAACUCUGGUACUAAUGAUAAUGGUAGUGUUGGGGAAGAAGCUAGAGUGGUUGAUGAUGAUGAUGAUGAGCUGAUGGAGCUGAAGAGGUGCUUGGUGGAUAGUGUUUAUGGGACUGAUUUCGGGUUUCGGGCGUCGGCGGAGGUUAGGGCGGAGGUUUUGGAGCUGAUUAAUCAGUUGGAGGCAGCGAAUCCGACUCCAGUGCCGACAGCGGCCAUUGAUGUUCUUGAUGGGAACUGGGUUUUGGUGUACACGGCAUUUUCUGAGCUGUUGCCUCUUCUGGCAGCAGGCACCACUCCUUUGUUGAAAGUUGAAAGGAUUUGCCAAGCAAUUAACACCAACAGCCUCACCAUAGAGAACUCCACCAUAUUGUCUAGCCCUUUUGCCACUGUCUCCUUCAGUGCCUCUGCCACCUUUGAAGUUCAAACUCCUUCAAGAAUACUGGUUGAAUUUAAGGAAGGGAUCCUGCAGCCUCCAGAGAUCAAGCGAAGCAUCAAUCUCCCGGAGAACAUUGAUAUUUUUGGGCAGAAAAUCAAUUUAUCGCCUGUGCAACAAUCUCUUAACCCUCUUCAAGAGGCUGUUUCGAGUAUAGCUCGCAGUAUUUCUGGUCAGCCCCCUCUUAAGGUUCCCAUUCCGGGUGAGCAGUCAAAAUCGUGGCUUCUUAUUUCGUACCUUGACAAGGAUCUUCGGAUAUCAAGAGGGGAUGGCGGCCUGUUUGUGCUUGCUAAAGAAGGAAGUCCUCUUCUAGAUCAGUAACCAGGCACUUUAUAUGGACUCUGAUUAUGAAAAUGGGUUUUAAUUUAUUUUACUUCACCUAUUUGUAAUGUUGUGGUUUGUGAUCUAAGAUUUUGUACAUGACAUAAAGAGUUACUUAUUUUUUGGAAACGAUAAUAAGAAGAAGAGAAAUUCAUGUCGCUUAACAAUAUUAUUAAUGUUGUUUUAAUGCCAUAGCUUUACGCA